CUUCAAAGUUCAUACCAACUACAUCUUCAACAGCUCCAAUUCAACUUCCUCCAAUCCGAUUCUCAGCUCUUGUUUUACACAAAGUUUAGCUUUUUCUUGUCUGGGUUUUUCUUGAAACCUUGGUUUCAAGCUUCUUGUGUGGUUUCAGAAUGGAUGAAAUUGAUGUUCCUCCAUUUUUUAUCUGUCCCAUUUCUCUUGAGAUUAUGAAGGAUCCUGUUACGGUUUCAACCGGGAUUACAUACGACAGGGAGAGCAUCGAGAAAUGGUUGUUUUCAGGGAAGAACAACACAUGUCCGGUUACAAAGCAAGUUAUUGCAGACUGCGACCUCACCCCAAAUCAUACCCUGAGGAGAUUGAUUCAAUCUUGGUGCAUGUUAAAUGCUUCCCAUGGAAUCGAAAGAAUCCCAACGCCAAAGCCACCCAUCAGCAAAGCUCAGAUAACCAAGCUCCUCAAUGAUGCCAAGUCACCACAUCAACAGAUAAAGUGUCUUAGGACGCUACAAUCGAUCGCUUCUGAGAAUGCUACAAACAAAAGAUGCAUGGAAAGUUCAGGCGCAGUUGAGUUCUUGGCUUCAAUUGUCAGCAAUUACGAUUUUACUGCAGCUGAAGAACCAUUUGAUAACGAGUUUGAGUCAACAAGACCAACUGAUGAGGCUUUAACCAUUCUCUACAAUCUCCAACUCUCAGAAGCUGCUCUCAAGAAUCUCAUGCGCAAAAAUGGUGAUUUCAUAGUCUCCUUAACGAGAGUAAUGCAACGUGGAAGCUACGAGUCUCGGGCUUAUGCAGUAUUGUUGUUGAAGUCAAUGCUGGAGAUAGCUGAUCCGAUGCAACUCAUCAGCUUGAGACCUGAAUUGUUCGUCGAAUUGAUUCAAGUUUUGCGCGAUCAAAUUUCUCAGCAAGCCUCAAAAGCUACUCUACAGUUGCUGGUCAGCAUCAGCCCAUGGGGAAGAAACAAGAUUAAGGCAGCUGAAGCCGGCGCGGUAUCUGUCUUGAUUGACUUGCUUCUUGAUUCAUCAGAGAGAAGGACUUGUGAGAUGAUACUAACAGUGCUGGAUGCCGUAUGUGGAUGCGCCGAAGGACGAGCCGAGCUGCUAAGGCAUGGAGCGGGGCUUGCAAUUGUUUCAAAGAAGAUACUUAGGGUUUCCCAGGUUGCAAGUGAAAGGGCAGUGAGAAUUCUGCUGUCUAUUUCCAAGUUCUGUGCCACUUCCAAUGUGCUUCAAGAGAUGCUGCAAUUAGGUGUCGUGGCUAAAUUGUGCUUGGUGCUUCAAGUGGAUUGUGGAUACAAGACUAAAGAGAGGGCCAGAGAGGUGCUUAAGUUGCAUGCUAAAGCAUGGAAGAAUUCUCCUUGCGUACCAAUCAAUCUGCUCUCUUACUAUCCAGCUUGAGAAGGAGAAAACUAUAGAUCAGAGAGACGCAAAGGAUUUUCAAUUUUUUCUUCUUUCUUUUACAAUAUAAUUAUGUACAUAAUUGUUCAUUGAGAAAAUUAAAUAGCAAAAGCAACAUACACGGGCAAAAAACUAAUGCCUGCACAAAAUUGUAUAAUUUAUGGCAAAAGAAUUUUGUUUUAUGUUUGGAAAA
Molecule: messenger RNA, 1578 nt
Organism: Theobroma umbraticum
Lineage: Eukaryota; Viridiplantae; Streptophyta; Magnoliopsida; Malvales; Malvaceae
Product: E3 ubiquitin-protein ligase PUB23
Biological process (GO): protein ubiquitination
Molecular function (GO): ubiquitin protein ligase activity
Source: RefSeq, a predicted model, not a curated record